AUUUCACAUUCAAUCGUCUUGCUUUCACAAUUUACAACGCUAAUGUUGAAUUUGAUGUAACAUGAGCCUCUAUAGUCUAUAUACUAUCACCCAAAAUCUAAAGUAUUAUAUUUCAAUUGAAGCUGUUGUGGUUGUUAGCCAAAUUGUAUACAAGCCGAUUUACAGGCUGAGCAAAUCCCCUCUGACAGAUAUAUAAGACUGACGACGAUGAAGAUUAGGCUACAAAUUAGUUCAAUGGUUGCGGCUCAUAACAAUAUUGUGACUUGUCCAUCUUAUCCUCGUUACGCACGGUUGCCAUGGUGACACUGAGAGAAUGUGUUUUGUUAAUCAUAUCAGGGGAGCAGCAAUACAUCACUUUCUCAGUUAUCUGAUAGACUUGUGUAUAUCACCGUUACUUGUGCACUUCUUUUAACGACUGCUUCUAUUUUGAUUGUAUCGCUUCCAAGAAGUUACAACUCGGGAAUAACACUCAGAAAAAAAACCAAACUCCAACUCAACCACUUCGUCUCCCAUAUCACUGCCAUGUUGUGAAGAUGAGUGAAGCUCGAAGUGGGGUAUCAGCGGGGUUUAUCUCUCUGUACCUCAUUAUUGUGCUGACAGCUGGGGGACUGUGCUGCUCGCUGGGGAUGUUUGUUCUCCUAAACUUAGUCAAGGAGACGUCUCCAGGAAAUGGGGGAAAGUACAGGUACUGGCUACAAAUUGUCCUGAAGAACUGCCUAGCCCUGUUCCUGGACGGCCUCAUCAACCUGAUCGUGGUUCUGUCUCCAGGAGGUGACUGGAUCUUGUCUGAGCCAGUUUGCUGGAUUACUGGAUAUGCUCACGUGACCUUGGUUGUGCUCGGUAUCAGCUUUAUAUGUGCCACACAGUUUUACCAGUACCUCGCUGUAGUGCUCAUGCCGCUGGAGCACCCCAAGUUUAGACACAACGUUAUCCUCUGGUCGGUGUCAUGGGGAGUGCCUGCUCUGAUUAAUGUGAUAAUUCCCGCCUCUACUGCUACAGAUUUCAACUUCUCGUUCAGCAGACUGUCUUGCACAUUCAUGAGAGAUGGAAACAACAAUCACGAUACAUCACUUCUAAUACUCAUCGCUACAUCACUGGGUUUCACGUGUGUCUUCAGUGCCAUUCUUACCCUCAAAGUUUACUCAGCUCAAAAAGAGGACACAGUACUCCAGAAGGAAGCUCGUCAUAUCAGUCUCUUCGGAGACAAACUUGUCAAGCAACAACGAAAAGAGACAUCACUUUAUGUUAAUGCUGAGACUCAUGCAGCAGAUUUAAAGCUAAACUCGUUACUUGCUCUAGUCAACAUUUGUGUGAUGAUACCCUACGUGUGUAUGCUCUUCGUGUCCUCCGCUAACAGUGGAUCAGUGGAUAGAGAAGGGGAAGAGUUCGUGAUCCUGAUGCUACGUCUGUCUCCACUGCUAGACUUCGCUGUUCUUUGUCAGGACCUUAUAUUCAGGCAGCGAGUCCUGGGCUGUGUUAAAUCUCUGGACUAUAUUUGCAAAUGUUUUCAUCUCAGAAACGUCUUGUGCGCGGGAAAGGUAACACCCGCCGCCACUAUUUUGGUGAACGAAGGGCCACAAGUAAGCGAAGAUCAGUGAAAUAGAAACUCUAAAUUGUAAAUAUGACACUUCACGUUACGUGAGCUAGUUUUUGGUAAUCUGAUCAUGAUCACUAAGAUAAGAUGAAAUGAUGAGAUAAAAACUGCUUAUAACUGCCCUUCAAGUUUAUUAUUUAAAUAUUAUAUUUAUUUCCGUAAUCAUUAACAAUACUAGGCAUGUUUGAUCAUAAAGACUGUUCAAUUUUAAUUAUUUACGUCUUCUGCAGUGGUUUGUUAAGACAAAUUGUAAAUGAAAAUAUAUCGUGUUUUCAAUUCAAAUACUUAUCUAAUAUCUAAUUACACACACCUG
Bolinopsis microptera is the source of this 1907-nucleotide messenger RNA. RefSeq lists its product as uncharacterized. The transcript is spliced from 7 exons. Lineage: Eukaryota; Metazoa; Ctenophora; Tentaculata; Lobata; Bolinopsidae. The record is from RefSeq and is a predicted model, not a curated record. Gene Ontology annotation, molecular function: G protein-coupled receptor activity. Gene Ontology annotation, cellular component: membrane. Bases 534 to 1598 code for a protein of 354 amino acids. Gene Ontology annotation, biological process: G protein-coupled receptor signaling pathway.